Molecule: messenger RNA, 1797 nt
Organism: Suillus paluster
Lineage: Eukaryota; Fungi; Basidiomycota; Agaricomycetes; Boletales; Suillaceae
Exons: 6
Coding region: 1-1797 (598 amino acids)
Source: RefSeq, a predicted model, not a curated record
AUGAGCGCAUCUGUUGACAAACUGAUUAGUACUAACCUUUUUUAUGUGGGAUUUGGGUUGCUUGUUUGGUGGACACUCCACCAGACUGGAACGGAAAAUGUUGCACUUCUCCCCCAAACUGACACUACUCCUCCAAAUGCCAAAGAAGAGUUCAAAAGAGUUCACUACCAUAUGGGUUCUUGUGUCCAUAACCUGGAUGCAAAGGGACCACUCCAGGCAGAUACCGAAUAUUGGGCUGUGAAGACCCUAAAACACCGCGCCUUCCACAAUAACAGAUGUUGCUCCUUGAAUACAUUCCCUCUUCUGAAUGGCAGUGUAUCCAUGCCAUCCUUCCUCAAUGAGGCCAAUUUGCAGGCUGUCAAGCAAACUUGCAUCAACGACGGCCGAUAUUAUGAUCUGUUCACGCGCCUCCGCACACUAUUUCUUCUGCAUUCUGUAAACCUCACAGAUGACACACUUCAGGACAUGGCGCAGAAGAUACAUGAAGUAGGCUGCAAAGUGAUGUCAAAUAAAGUGCCCAGCAAGAAGACGCCAUCAUCCACCAAUAUCCUUGUACAGACCCAGAUAGAAACCCAGAGAGUGAAUACUGUACUUCUCAGUGCUUUGAUGAAAGUUGCGGAUGUUGCUGACCUUGACACAAACACUGCGAUCACAAUGGCUGUGACUAAGACACUUGUCACAGAGGCACUAAACCAAGCUGAAGGAUUCGUCAUGAGUCAUUGGUCAAAGGAUGUGUGUCCUUGGCUGUAUAGUCCUUCCGAUGAAGUGCGCCUGGUUGAGUUUUUGAACAAGAUGUGCUUGUGGGUGGAUCGGUACCUCACAGAGCUGGGAGUCAUACAACCACACAAUUCCGACGAUCCUCAUCACCAUUGGAUAAGCACAGGUACCACAUUCUUUCAAGCCAGAUCAGGGGUGGCAGCAUCAUCCAAGACAAGCGGGGUUGGCGCACGCAAGCCGGAUAUCACCCUUGUGACCAACGACUCACACGAGUGGUCCAAUGUUAAAUCCGUUAUUGACGUCAAGUAUCGCCACUCCGAGGUUCUUCUCAAGGCAUCCAAGGAGUACAUGGUAGAAGUUUCCCAUCUGGUCUUCACUAACCAAGUGCAUCGUCGCUUCUUCAUAGGAGCUCUCUUGACUGGACCAGAAAUGAGGAUCGCUCUUUUCACUCGCGGUUGUGGGGCCUUUUCUGAACCCAUCGAUAUCUACGCCGAUCCCAUCAAAUACAUGCAAGUCUUAUCUUGGUUCAUGCAUACCGACCUUCGCUAUCUCGGAUAUGAUCCCUACUACCAAGCUCCCACUUCCACGAAACAACUUGUCCUUGUGGUUGAUGAAGGCAAACAUGGUAUUGCCGGAUUUGGCCGCACCACUCAGGUGAUGGUGGUCAGAGGCCCAAGACAGCAACUGAGGGUUGAUCAAGAGACUUUGAUUGUAAAAGAAGUUUGGCAGGUUGACUGUUUCUUACCGGAUGGAGAGAUCCAUCAACUUUUGGAGGACAAAGAGCGCCUUCAAAAGGCUCGCAUAAAACUAGAGCAAGAAAAGAUUCCGUAUCCUGACGUUAUUCCUGACACUGAGGCUGAGAAGAAGUCACAGUCAGUCUUGUUCAAGCGAUGGCCCAAACCUGCGUGGGAUGAUGAGGACAAAGAAGGUUCCUACCCCAGACACCUCCCUAUUCGUGAUCAAUGCAUGUCCACGCACCCUGUUAUGAUGAUUGACUGUGAUGGGGCGCGAGUACCAGACAGUGUUGCGAACAUCAUGAAGCCCUUGUCCGCGGAAAUCUAUCCCCUUGUGCACUAUUGA